CAAAUAAAUGUCAAAUAACUAAAAAGUUGAAAAGAUUUUUGCGUUUGUGUGUUUUCUUAUUGAUGUAUCGAAAAUAAGUUGAAAGUAUAUAAGAAUUGUUAAAAAUGUCUAAAGAUCCAAAUCAAAAAGAAGCUAUUAUAAAAGCUGCGUAUGCGGAUAUAAAUAAAUUUGGGCAAAAUGGCGAAUACGAUAAAGCAGUCAAGGCAGUAAAUAGAAUUUUGGGUGUUGCACCAGACGAUCAAACAGCUUUGCAUUGCAAAGUUGUUUGCCUUAUUCAAUUAUCCAAAUUCGAAGAGGCAUAUAAAUUCAUAGAAAAGAAUAAAUUGUCCUCCAGUUUAGUAUUGGAAAAAGCUUACAGUGAGUAUCGAUUGAACAAACCCGAGCAAGCAUUAAAAACAAUCGACAAUGCUGGUAUUAAUCCAUUGCCUGAUAGUCUAAAAGAGCUGCGCACACAAGUACUUUAUCGUCUGGAACGUUACGAGGAGUGCUUUGAUGCAUAUAAGGAAAUCAUCAAGAACACUAAUGAUGAAUACGAAAAUGAACGUCGUACUAAUCUAAGUGCUGUAGCUGCUAACUUGGCUAUAGAUAAGAACAAGGAAAUACCAGAGCUACCCGAAGAGACAUACGAGCAGUACUACAAUGCUGCUUGUAUUGCGUCUAAUCGUCAAAAGUACGCUGAAGCUGAGAAAAAAUUGCGAGCCAGUGAGAAGCUUUGUCGUGAAACCUUAGAGGAGGAUGGUGUUACUGAAGAAGAGAUGCGUGAAGAACUGGAACCAAUACGUGUGCAAUUAGGAUAUUGCCUGCAAAUGCAAGGCAAGUUGAAAGAAGCGGCAAUUAUAUACGCUGAAUGUUUACGCAAUAAACCGAAAGACCCCGUUUUGGUAGCUGUAGCCAGCAAUAAUUCGGUAGUCAUUAAUAAAGAUCAGAAUGUAUUUGAUUCUAAAAAGAAAAUACGUUCGGCCAUGUCUGAAGCAUGCGAAUCGAAAUUGACUAGCCGUCAAAAGAAAGCUAUUGCAUUGAAUAAUUGUCUACUUGCAUUCCUUACUAACUCAAGUGAUCAAGUGCAGCAGUUGUGUCAGAAGUUGGUGCAAAGCUAUCCCGAUUUAGAAUUUCAAACGUUACUUAUACAAUGUUCUCAACUCACUAAGGAUAAACGACAAAAGGAGGCCUUAGAGUUGCUUAAUAAAUAUGCAAAAGCGCAUAAAGAAAAUGCUUUCGCGUCCAAGUUCGCUGUGGUUCAGUUAUUACUUUCACAAGGUAGUCGCAAGGAGGCAAUUGAUAUUUUGCUUUCUCUGGGCGAGCAAAUGUACAAGCCAGGUAUCAUAUCUGCACUAGUAACACUCUAUUUGGGUACAGACAAUAAACCCGCCGCAUCCGAAUUGCUUAAAUCUGCUGUUGAAUGGUAUAAAAUGAACAAUGUUAGUAGUGGGGAUUUGAGUGAUAUGUGGCGACAAGCCGCAGAGUUUCAUUUACGUGGGGGUGCUUCUGAGACUGCUGCUAGUUCACUCGAAGAAUUACUUAAGCUUAAUGCGAAUGAUAUGAAAGUAUUGGCCCAGCUUGUAAUUGCAUAUGCACAAUUCAAUCCAAAACGUGCCUUAGAGUUGAGUAAACGCUUACCGAAACUUGAAACUCUGACCACUGCCUCCGAAAUCGAUGCAUUAGAGUCGGCUAAUUGGGUUAUGUCUACAAAAGCAGUUAAAAAAUCCGCCAAUGCCAAAGUCGAACCAUCGCCAAGUACACCGGUUGUAGAGAAAAAGAAGAAUCGUAAUAGGAAACGUAAAGGAAAACUGCCUAAGAAUUACAAUGCGGAAGUAGCACCAGAUCCAGAGCGCUGGUUGCCCAAGUACGAACGCACUGGAUUCCGUAAGAAGCGCGACCGUCGUGCAAAGGACAUUAUUAAGGGUUCACAGGGUAUGGCUAGUGGUGCAGCUGAGCAAUAUGAUAUGUCAAAUCGUGCAAAUCUGGGAAAAAAUUCGCCAGCCACACCAGUUUACCAAGAACCAACACCGGGACCACGUCAACAACAUCGCAAAGGUGGUCAUAAAAAGAAGAAGGGCGGUCGCUUCUAAAUGCAUUUAGGCAUUUGCUUAGUUGGCAAGAAACAUGCUUUUAACAAUUUUGUAAUGUGCACCUUAUUGCAUGGUGUAUUGAUGAAUAUGUACUAGCUUAAAUAAAAUAAAAUGCAUUUGGAUUUAAA
Molecule: messenger RNA, 2197 nt
Organism: Bactrocera neohumeralis
Lineage: Eukaryota; Metazoa; Arthropoda; Insecta; Diptera; Tephritidae
Gene: Srp72
Product: signal recognition particle subunit SRP72
Exons: 5
Coding region: 105-2069 (654 amino acids)
Biological process (GO): SRP-dependent cotranslational protein targeting to membrane
Cellular component (GO): signal recognition particle, endoplasmic reticulum targeting
Molecular function (GO): protein binding; ribosome binding; 7S RNA binding
Source: RefSeq, a predicted model, not a curated record